AUGGGUAGCUCUUCUCGCAAGUCUCAGCGGGCAAAGCCCAGCUUCUCUGAGCAAAUCAAUAAGACAUUUGAGGGACACCUUGAAAUUAAUAGGCCUUCUGUGCCAUCCUAUACAAAGACAAACAAUGCAACAGGUGAUGUUAUCGAUUACCUCGCGAAAAAAGGGUAUAACCGUACGGAGAUGAUGCUCCGCAUGGAGUCCGCAAAUCAAGAAAUUGAUGGACGCCCUCUUCCACCCGUUGGGGAUGAUUCUCGUGCAAGAUUCCGCCCUGCUUUCGAUAUGAUCAAGGCUUGGGUCGAGAACAACCUAGACAUUUAUAAGCCAGAGCUUCGACGCAUUCUUUGGCCACUAUUCGUCUACUCGUACCUCAGCCUCGUCUCGACUCUGGCCUCAACGGAAGCGCGCCAGUUUUUCGAUGAGAAUAAAGAUUUUUUUCUCCCUGACCAUAGUGAAGAUAUUCGCGCCCUUGGACCGGUUACUCUUCCCGAACACCUGAAAACUAACAGUGUGGCUAAAAUAUAUCGGGAAAAUAAAUAUCGCCUCACAUUAAGCAACCCUGCUUUUUCCAAUCUCAUGCAAUAUCUCGAAAGCAAAGGGAAGGAAGGCGGAUCUUUGAUCUCUGCGCUACUCAGCAGUUAUUGCACCAUUGUGACCAAGGAGCGGUCUUCUGACGAGCGAUUCAGCUUCGCGGCGAUGUUAGCCAGGGCAAAUGACAUGGAUGGCGGCCCACCCCUUGAAGAUGAAGGAAUUCCUGGCCAUCAUCCCGGUUCUGCAUAUACCGGCGACAAUCCCGCAAUGGCGGGCACACUUCCACGCCUAAAGCUGGGAAAGUUACCUCUUGAACCCGAGCUGGAGAGCGACGUGAGAGCAGAGCUUGAAGAGGUAGAUAACAAGGAGCCUGCUCCUCCUGGACGCCCCUCGCUUGUUCAGCAUUUCGAGCAGAUGAUCAAGAAGGAGGAUGAUCUCGAAUCCCCAUCACGUUCAGACAUCCCGUAUCCAGCAUCACUCGCCCGGGAUGUCGCAAUGGAGGUUCAAAAGGUUAAAGAAAACCGCGAUAGGUUUCAUAUCGAAGGUCGCACCGGAGGCAUAGGCCCAGGGAUUAGCGUUUGCAUGUUCACGUUUCACAACACAUAUGAUGGAAAUAGCAUUAAUUGCCUGGAUUUUUCGGGGGACAGUAUGCUUGUUGCUGCAGGUAUGCAGGACUCAUACAUUCGUGUUUGGAGCGUCGACGGUGCCCCAAUACAACCUACAUAUCCAGAACUCGAAGAUAAGGAUUUUAAGCCCUCUAAUUCCCGUCGCCUCUACGGCCAUUCGGGUCCGGUUUACGCAGUUGCGUUCGCACCGGCAAUUGCCAAUUCUGAUGAUGCAGAAGUCAAAACAAACACACGUUGGCUUCUAUCAUCCUCAGGCGACAAGACCAUUCGAUUAUGGUCACUCGACCUUUGGCAGUGCAUGGUUGUGUAUAAGGGACAUGGCCAACCUGUUUGGGAUCUAGCCUGGGGUCCCUACGGUCACUAUUUCGUUUCAGGUGGACAUGACAAGACGGCACGACUUUGGGUCACUGAUCGAAUUCGUCAACAGCGAAUUUUUGCUGGACAUGACCAAGAUGUUGACUGCGUGUGCUUCCACCCCAAUUCUGCAUACAUUUUUACUGGAAGCUCCGAUAGAACAGUUCGUAUGUGGGCCGUUACCACUGGUAAUGCGGUUCGCAUGUUUACUGGGCACACUGGCAAUAUCACCUCUCUUGCAUGCAGUAAAGAUGGUAAACUUCUUGCUUCGGCUGACGAUCAUGGCUCGAUUUUCCUCUGGGACUUGGCUCCGGGCAGACUCCUGAAGCGUAUGCGCGGUCAUGGAAGGGGUGGUAUCUGGUCUCUAUCUUGGAGCGCAGAGUCCACGGUCCUCGUUUCCGGUGGUGCGGAUGGGACCGUUCGCGUUUGGGAUGUCGCCGGGCCAGCUACCGACCCCAACACUAGCCAAGGGAAAAUAAUUGGCGAAGGGGGGACGGGAGCCAAAAUCGACGCGGCGAACACGACGGCAUCUUCUGCUGCCCAAGCCGCAGCCGGUGUCGGGACAGCCAGCGGAAAGAAGAAGGGCAAGGAUGUGGUUGUCACUCCAGACCAGAUCAGCGCCUUUCCGACGAAGAAAAGCCCGGUUUACAAGGUCCAUUUCACCGGGAUGAACUUGGUCAUUGCUGGUGGUGCUUAUUUGCCGUGA
Uncinocarpus reesii 1704 is the source of this 2214-nucleotide messenger RNA. RefSeq lists its product as uncharacterized. Gene Ontology annotation, cellular component: transcription factor TFIID complex. The transcript is spliced from 5 exons. Lineage: Eukaryota; Fungi; Ascomycota; Eurotiomycetes; Onygenales; Onygenaceae. Gene Ontology annotation, molecular function: RNA polymerase II general transcription initiation factor activity; protein binding. Gene Ontology annotation, biological process: transcription initiation at RNA polymerase II promoter. The record is from RefSeq and is a predicted model, not a curated record. Bases 1 to 2214 code for a protein of 737 amino acids.